AUGAUGAUGAUGCCAGUGGGAUUUCGUUUUGAGCCCACCGACGAAGAGCUGGUAGGCUUCUAUUUGUUGAACAAGGUAAGGGGAGAAGAUAUAGGUUGGGAUGGCAUCGGAGAGUUUGAUAUUUAUGGUGAAAAGGAUCCCUGGCAAUUCUGUGGUGAUCAGGAGAAGCUUUACGUUUUUACAAGGCUAAAACAACUCAGCAAAAAUCGAGUGGCACGAACAGCGGGUUGCGGUGUUUGGCAUGAGAAUUCUGCCGACAAAAUCUACGAUGGUCAGGGUGAUGUUAUUGGGGUCAGGAAACUCUUCUGCUUCAAGGUGAAGAAACAGAAAUCCAACUGGUUAAUGCACGAGUUCUCAUUAGUUGGGGAGGGAGAACGAGAACGGGCGACUGACUGGGUUCUGUGCACCAUCCAAAAGAAAGAAUCACGAUCAAGAGUUGGCGUUAAAAGAUGCUUUCAAGAUCAUUCUUCUCCCACCGUCAUCUCUGUUCAAACUCCAUCUCCAUUGCGAAAUUCCAUUAAUACAGAAGAAGAAGAAGAAGAAGAAGUACCGCUACUUGAGGACGGAUCCCAGCAGAGAAAGAAGAUGCGCUGCUGCGAUGUCGAAUGUCAAGCCACUGCGACCCCUUCAUCAGAAUGUCCAUCUGAAUUUGGAACGCCUGAGUCUGAAUUGGAAACCCGUCUACCAGCUAGUGAUAACUCUGACCCUGAGUUGAGUGUUUCAUAUGAAUAUUUGGAAACCUUGAUGAGCUGUCAGCUAGCCAGUAAUGAUGACUCUGCGUCAGAGUUUUAUGCUUCAUACGGUUAUCUGCCGCCACCGCCUUCCCCCGCGGGUGGACAUCUGCCGCUUGAUGCAUGGGUGGAUUCUUGGGAUCCUGAGUUUGCUACAUUACUUUCCUAG
Corylus avellana is the source of this 900-nucleotide messenger RNA. Lineage: Eukaryota; Viridiplantae; Streptophyta; Magnoliopsida; Fagales; Betulaceae. The record is from RefSeq and is a predicted model, not a curated record.